Messenger RNA from Aphis gossypii (cotton aphid), 3965 nucleotides. RefSeq lists its product as uncharacterized. The record is from RefSeq and is a predicted model, not a curated record. NCBI's taxonomy places the organism in Eukaryota, Metazoa, Arthropoda, Insecta, Hemiptera, Aphididae. The coding region runs from base 631 to 3576 and encodes 981 amino acids. Gene Ontology annotation, cellular component: plasma membrane. The transcript has 13 exons.
GUCGAUGUAGUCGUCGUCAUCGCCGUCGUCGUCGCCACCGCCGCAGGCACACAUUGGUGAAUUCAGUGUCGUGUCGCGUGCACUGCAAACAGGAUAUAAUUCGUUCACCACGUAAAAACGCGUGAUCCACCUCCGUCGUUUCCGCCGUUGCGAGCGUAUUUACACCACAAUAAUAUACUAUUUCCAUAUAAAUAUAAUAUUGAAAUGUUAUUGCUUUUCCGUUAUUUCGUCCACCCCGCGCACGCAGAGUACAACAACAAUAGUUAUAUUAAAAUAUAUUAAAAUUUAAAAGGUGUAAAAUAUAUUUCAAUAUUGUUAAGAAAAAAUUAUUUAUUUAAAAUAUCCUCAAAUAUUCGUUUAUUUUUAAGCCAUAUCCCGCAUUACUAUCGGUCGUAAUACUCGUACGCUACGGUUAUCGUCGAGAUCAGAAUUUUAUCGAGUCGUCUUAACACGGAGCCAUUGUCUGUAGUUUGGAGUUUUGUAUUUGUAAUGUCAAUACACAUUUACUGUACGGGAUCUUGAGACGUCUUCAUUCAGUUCAUUCAAUGGAUAUAAUGCAUUUGUCAACUUCUGUAGUAUCUAUCGAUAAAACAACAUCUUCUUAAAGUACGAUUAAAAAACACAUUGAUAAUGAAAACGUGCUCCAGUCUGCUUGGUGUACUAAGCUGUUGGUACAUACUUACGUCGGAAAUGGUACAAUCUGAUUUUGGUACUUCUACAAAAGGUUUGUCAGAUUUACGACAAGUACCAUUAGUGCAAGGCUCAACAAACAGCAAAUGUAGAAUAGAUCAUUGCAAUAAGACUGUUGAUAUCUAUGAAGAUAUCACUAGUCCGGAAGUAACGUCAUCGAAUUUUGGAAAACCACUUUACUGUUCGUACAGAUUUCGUUCAUUUAAAGGAACGCCCAAGGACUAUAUUCUUCGAAUAAGAUUUAAAAAAUUUAAAUUUGGAGUAUUAGUCAAUGGAACAUUUUGUCAAGGAGGAUUCAUGCAGAUACUUGAUCAUGCGGGCAAAGGUAACGCUGCAACAAUAACAUCUAAAAAAGAAGUGCCAGGAUCAUAUUGUGGUGAAAUCGAACAACCACAAACAUUUUUAUCGGAAACAAGUUCAGUUAGAGUUAUUUUUCAGACAAAUAACUUUACAGAUCAAACUUAUUACAGUUUCGAUUCAAGAGCUGAACAAGAAACUCAAGUUUACUUACGAUAUGGACAGCAUCCAGAACUUUAUCCAAAUAGAAGAGGCUUGCUGAACCCUGGGAGCUAUUGUGAUAGGACAUUUAAAGAAUGUCGACUACAAACGUGUUAUGUCCAAAGUCCAGCGUAUCCAGGAGUGUAUCCAAGAAAUCUCAAGUGCAAUUAUUGGUUGAACACUAAAAAUCCGUUUAUCCGUCUAUACAUACAAAACGAAGAAUUUAAUGUGGACGGUCAACGUUGUGAAAAUAUAAUCACAUGCCCCAUGAGACCGAUCACUUCAGGAGCUGAGUAUUGCCCAUAUGAUUACAUAAAAAUCUAUGAUGGUAAAAACGCAUCUAGCCCAGAGAUUGGAACUUUUUGUGGAAUGGGAAAAUUUCCCCACUCAAUUGUUGGCACAAGUGAAGAUUUAUUUGUGGAGUUUGUUACAUCAGCUGCAGGCCCGCUUUUAAAUACUGGUUUCCAUUUUAAUGUUGGGAAUAUGCCCGGUCACAUGCAGACUGCCGGUGAAAAAAAUGGUUCUUGCGAUUGGAUAUUAUCGAGCGAACAUUUGAGCAGAGAUCACCAUACCGAAGGAAUAUUCAUGUCAAUUGCUCACUGGUAUCCUCCACACACAUCUUGCACUUAUCAUUUACUAGGACUGCCAAAUCAAGUAGUUCGAGUUUAUUUUCCCAGCUUCCGAGUAAAUGGGAUAGAGAGCCCAGUGACGAGCGACUGGACUGGAGAUUGCGGGGAAAGCUUAACACUCUACGAUGCCGCCGAACCGGAUGACACGAGAAUCAUAAAAACAUUUUGUGAUACAUUUUCUAAGCCAGCUGAAAAACACGAUUUCGUAUCGACUGGAAAUUCAAUGUUCAUCCGAUUCGAAAGCAAAACCGGUAGUUAUUCGGGGUCAUCGUUGUAUUAUUGGGCUCACUAUGACUUUUUCAACAAUACGAAAUUUGGUACUGCUAUACCAGAUACAGUGUGUGAUGAAGAAUUCGUUAGUUGGAAACCUUCUUCGGGAUAUUUCAGAUCACCAGUGAACACAUUGGUCUACAAACGACAAGGGACGGUUACAGAUCCUGAUGCAAAAUCUCAACCAAUAAUUUGUCAUUAUAAAUUUAUGACAGAUGUGCGAUUAUUCGCCCGCAUUGUAUUGAAAAUUGAGUCUAUUAAAUUCAAGGACCACAAUUAUAAGACACCCAUUGAAAAAGAUAACGACUGCUGGUACAGUGAACGUGACAAGUUACUGAUAUGGGAACCAGAGGAGAUCGAUGCAGGUUUUGGUCUAAAUCGGACAAUUAUCAAUCAAUCGAACACCAACAACGGUCUUUGUUUGUUCAACAAUGUAAAUAAAACGAGAACGACGUCCAACCCGUAUACCAGUGAAAUAAAAUUUGUCUCGUCGGGAAACUCGUUGAACGUCGAAUUGAAUCUAAACCCACUGCAUGCGGCCCUUAGCUAUUUCAAGUACGACGUGCCGUUAUUUGAAGCCAGAUACGAGUUCGUGCACGGUCCUCUAUGUGGCCCUUCUAUCAUACAGCCGGUCGACGAGGGCGAGCUUAUAUUUCCACGGUUUGACGCCAUGGGAUUUGUAGAGCCACCGAAAACGCUCGAAUGUAUUUGGGAAAUACGGGUUCGCGAAGACCGGGAUUUAUGGUUACAUUUUAACCAGGUGAACUUUGUGACAGAUGACUGUCAAGAUGGCCGGCUCGAAGUGUAUUUACCUUCUAGGUCAGUAGAUUACCCGUUCAUGUCGGCGUGUGGACACAACGCCACGGCGCUCAAAAACCUACCACUGCUGACUUCCAAGGACGUCGAAGAAGUCGUCGACAAGUCGUCAACAACGGCCAACUCAGCGUCUCAGCGGCGGCGACGGCAGCGGCGUUAUGUGCACGUCCGAUUCGUGGGCAACGCUUACCCGCACAAGGCGCAGUUUAAGAUAGCGUGGUCUGAACUGAGCCACUUGCCGCGGAACCCAGACGGAACACCACGUGCCGCAAGGCGGACGUCUGAGGCCGACAAUGAAUGUGCCUUUUUGUGCCCGGGUGACGAGCGACUGUGCUUACCAGCCCGGGCCGUGUGCAACGGCGUGGUAAACUGUCCCGGUGUCCCCAACGACGAGUCGCCGUCUACGUGUAACCGGUGGGACCAUGGAUCGGUCGGGUCUGUCGACACCGGUGUUGGUGACGACCCCGGUGCCCUAGCGGCCAUUGCGCUGUUUGCCGCUGUCACUGCGGCCAUAGUUGUCUUCAGCGCAUCGCUGUUCGCGGCCAGCACUUACUGUCGCCGCCACCGCCGCCAAUUACUCCGAAGUGACAGACCCGAGGCGUCCGGUCGUCGUGCAAUGGCCUUGAGUGACAGGUCAACUGAUCGUAUUUAUUCUACGGUAACCUUACAAUAAUAAAAGGAUUACUGAACACGAAUAUAAUCGGAAAAGUUUGCGGAUCAACAACAAAAAAUCCAUAUACAUAUAAUAUUAUAUUAUAUCUAUAUGCGGCGAAUGAAUUAAUCGCUCAUUAUCACUAUUAUUAUAAUUUUUUUUUAAUUAAGUACCUACCUAUAAACUAUGAAUGAAAACGUAUUUAUAUAAUAAUAGCGACAUAGCGUAUACGCUACUCAAUUAUAAAUUAUAAUAAUAUUAUAUAAUAUAAAUUAAAUAAGCUCAUUUAUUAAUUGUUUCAAUACCUACAAAGUAGAUUUUAACUAAAUUUAUUGUACAAAGACUAUAGAAUAUUAUUGUUGUAUAAUUAUAUUAAAAUAUAUUAAAAAAUAUACCUAAGAUAUGGAUAA